AUGAUGAUGGGGAUGAUGGAUGAUGGGGAUGAUGGAGAUGAUGGGGAUGAUGAUGGGGAUGAUAUGGGGAUGAUGGGGGUGAUGGGGAUGAAGGGGAUGAUGGGGAUGAUGGAUAUGAUGGGGGUGAUGGGGGAUGAUGGGGAUGAUUGGAUGAUCCGGGGGGAUGAUGGGUAUGAUGAUGGAGAUGAUGGAGAUGAUGGAGAUGAUGGGGAUGAUGGGGGUGAAGGGGGUGAAGGGGGUGAAGGGGGUGAUGGAGAUGAUGGAGAUGAUGGGGGUGAUGGGGAUGAUGGGGAUGAUGGGGAUGAUGGAGAUGAUGGGGAUGAUGGGAUGGGGAUGAUGAUGGGGGUGAUGGGGAUGUUGGGGGGGAUGGGGAUAAAGGGGAUGAUGGGGAUGAUGGAUAUGAUGGGGGUGAUGGGGAUGAUGGGGAUGAAGGGGGUUAUGGGGGAUGAUGGGGAUGAUGGGGAUGAUGGGGAUGAUGGAGAUGAUGGGGAUGAAGAGGGUUAUGGGGGCGAUGGGAUGAUGGGAAUGAUGGAGAUGAUGGAGAUGAUGGGGGUGAUGGGGAUGAAGGGGCUCGUGGAGAUGAUGGAUGGAGGGGAUGAUGGGGAUGAUGGAUAUGAUGGGGGUGAUGGGAAAGAUAGGGAUGAUGGGGUUGAUGGUGAUAAAGAGGGUUAUGGGGGUGAUGUGGAUGAUGGGGAUGAUGGGGAUGAUGGAGAUGAUGGGGAUGGGGAUGAUGGGAUGAUGAUGGAUGAUGGGGGUGAUGGGGAUGAUGGGGGGGGUGAUGGGGAUGAAGGGGGUGAUGAUGGGGAUGAUGGGGAUGGAGAUGAUGGGGAUGAUGGGGAUGAUGGGAUGAUGGGGAUGAUGGGGAUGGGGAUGGGGGAUGAUGGGGAUGAUGGGGGUGAUGGGAUGAUGAUGGAGAUGAUGGAGAUGAUGGAGAUGAUGGGAUGA
Danaus chrysippus (African queen) is the source of this 945-nucleotide messenger RNA. The record is from the annotation of a GenBank genome assembly. NCBI's taxonomy places the organism in Eukaryota, Metazoa, Arthropoda, Insecta, Lepidoptera, Nymphalidae.